Columba livia (rock pigeon) is the source of this 2735-nucleotide messenger RNA. Its product is annotated as kelch-like protein 9. Bases 159 to 2333 code for a protein of 724 amino acids. The record is from RefSeq and is a predicted model, not a curated record. The transcript has 4 exons. Gene Ontology annotation, molecular function: protein binding. NCBI's taxonomy places the organism in Eukaryota, Metazoa, Chordata, Aves, Columbiformes, Columbidae.
ACAGACAGGAUUUUGUUUGCCUGUUGUUCAGGAAGGGAAAGGCAGCAUGUGCGGGCUUGCCCAGAUGAAAGAGCUCCUGACCAGUGGGCCCGGCGAAGCAUAGCUGGGGAGCUGCUUUUUUGUGCAGAUGGGUAGUUACCAGAUAGUGAGGAGGAGGAAUGUGGCUCUGCGGGGCGUCUGCUGCUGCCAGCGCCACAGCCCACAGGAAAACCCGCAGACACCGGGUUUGUGUGACAACCAGCAGCAAGAGCUCCACUUGCAAACUGCCCCUGUGGCUCUGCCACCGAGACGGGUGGAAGCUGCAGCCGCUGCCUUUUGGAGGCUCCGUGGCGGGGGCAGCGCAGCCCCAGCUCCACAAAGCACGAAGCCACUGGUUUGGCUGCAGGCGACUGGCCAGGAGAUGCACUGAGAGUGCACAGCGGGGAGUCCUGGGGCCGCUCCAGCGCUGCGCACCCGCCAGAGCGAUGCUGCUCAGCUCGGCCGGCGCGACGGGGCUCGUGUCGGACACCUACCUGGAGAAACUGCUGGAGGGGCUCGGCAGCCUCCGCUCGCAGAACGCGCUGUGCGACGUGACACUGGAGGCUGAGGGGGUUUGCUUUCCAGCCCACAAGGUUGUUUUAGCGUCAGCAAGUAAUUACUGCAAGAUCCUAUUUGUUGGAAACUUGACAAGAGCAGGGAGCCCGGAUGGGCACGUCCGGCUGAAAGGCGUCAGUGCUGCUGGGCUGAGGAAUGUUCUCAACUUCAUUUACUCCAACAAACUAGAUCUCUCAUUGCAGAACAUUGAGGAGACUUUCAAAGCCGCAGAAACCCUCCUGGUUCGGGAGGUGAUCAAGCUGUGCUUUCGCUUUCUGGAGGGUUGCUUGAACUGUGAGAACUGCACGGAUGUUCUUAACAUUGCUAAGAAACUCGGCCCAGCGGAGUUGAGACGGAAAGCAAUGUGCUACGUAGGGCAGCAUUACAAACAGAUCCUGGCUGACCCCCAGUGCUUGAAAGACCUGGACCGAGGAACCCUCUGUGAAAUUUUAGACAGGACCGACGUGGCGGGAUGCAGCGAGCUGGAGCUGCUCAGAGCCGCCAUGGGCUGGCUGCAGCACGACUGCGCGCGGCUGCAACACGCGACAGACGUUUUAAGGCGCAUAAGAUUCCCUCUCAUUCCUUUACAGGAUCUGCAGAGCUACGUCCAGGAGGUGCCUCUGAUGAGGCUGGGGUCAGGCUGCCACCAGUACCUGCGGGAGGCUCUGAAUUACCACUCCCAGCUGUUCGCUCAGCCGGUGCUGCAGACCCCGAGCACGAGCCUCCGCGGCGCUUCCACCGUGCUGCUCGUUGCCGGUGGCAGAACCGCUGACAACGGUGUGUGCAGGGAGAUGUGGGCUGCAGACCAGAGCUGCAGCACCUGGCACAAGGUUGGGGAGCUCUGUGUGCCCGUGUACAACCACUGCGUCGCCAUCAUCAACGACUUUCUCUUCAUCAUCGGGGGACAGUGUAAAUUUGAUCCCACUGGAAAGCAGCCGUCAAACGAGGUCUUCCGAUUCGAUCCCCGCAACACGUCCUGGCUGCAGGUCGCCAGCAUGCUGGAGAGGCGGACACGCUUCCACGCGGGUGUCUUGUCCGAUCGCAUCUUCGCUGUGGGCGGCGGGACGCUGCUGGGGACCCUCACGCGCACUGUGGAGUGGUACCAGCCCGCGGACAACAAGUGGCAGUUCGCAACUCCUCUCCCCACGCCUGUUGCUGAUCACGCAGGCACAACCCACAAGGGAAUCCUCUAUAUUUCAGGGGGCUUCUCUGGGGGCAAAACCUUACGAGACACUCACAGCUACCUCCCUCGGCUCCGACGCUGGGUUGGCAGCAGCCCCAUGGCGUUUGCCCGCUGUGACCACGGGAUGGCCGCGGUCAGGGACGGGAUCUUCUGCAUUGGAGGAAGGACACUGAAAGGAGUGGAGGAAUGGAUCCAAGUCAACGAGACCGAGUAUUAUUGCCCUGGAAGCAACCAGUGGACAACGCUCACGCUGUCCCCGUUCAGCUGCUGCCAGUUCAGCGUCGCGGCCUUGGGGCCCGUGCUCUACCUCACGGGGGGCGCGUCGCUGCAGCACAUGCAGAAAGCAGACAGCGUGUUCCUGUACGACACGGAGCGGCGGGUUUGGCAGAAAGCCAGUCCCCUGCCCAAGGCUCUGGUGGAUCACGCCUCUUGCGUGAUUAAACUGUCCCACGGGAAUGUGGCUGCGGAGACGGGCAGAGGCACCAAGUGCUCCCCUGAAGGCAGGACAAAGGAAUCUGCCCUCAGCUUGUUCAGCACAAAGGAACAAGAAUCCCACUCUGCCUCAGAAAAGCAGUAGGAUGUGAAUAUGUCAAGCAGAUCUUACAGCGUUUACCAAGGUAUUAGUAUUUUAACAACUCUCGGAGCUGCCGGCCAAACACCCUUAGCAGUGACUUGAGCUGGAAUGUUGCACUGGGUGCUGUCAUGGUGACAUGUAUAAUUUGCAAAAAAAAAGCAUUAGUUCCCCAUCCUACUAAGCUGCAUUAAACCCUUAAGAAUUCCUUAAAUCAAUUUUUUGUCAUUCAGAACCUGUUUUUCUGAAUAAUGAUCAAUAUAGAACUUACUUUUAAUGAGCGACUUGAGAGAUUUUAUGAGGAAGUCCUCAAAAGAGCUUUGGAUUCUGUCUCUAAUAAUUUCCGUACAAACACUGCUGGCUGGCAAAUUAAGGACUCACAGAAAUAAACAUACACAAUGUAUUUAA